AUGCACGCCACCGGCCACACGGACCGCUCGGGCGGCGGCGGCGGCGGCGGUGGCUCCUGGCGCCUUCCGCCCGACGAGACGCUGCAGGUCGCCGACCCCAAGUCCGCCAAAGAGGAGGACCUCUACCCGGGAGACGGCCACAACUGGAGAAGUAUCAUAUUCUCUUUGAUGGUCAUCAGUUUUGUAAUAGCGGGAAUUGUCACAGCAAUUUAUUUACUAGGGUAUGUGGACGAAUUAUUGUACUGGUCGGGUCGUCGCAUGCGCCUCGACGAGUUUUUACGCGGCGACCUAACCGGGGAGCGGCUGCCCACCACGUGGGUGAGCUCCCAUCAGCUCGUGUACCAGGCGGACGACGGCAGCCUGCUCGCGCUAAACACCUUCAACAACUCCCUCACUGUACUCGUCACCAAUCACACGCUAAGACAAUUAAAUGUGCGCGGAUACCAGUGCUCUCCAAAUCUGCAACACGUUCUUUUCCAACACAAUAUCAAAGAGGUUUACAGGCGGACUUUUACAGCGUACUAUACAGUUUAUGACGUCACAAAUGACCACCACAUCCCGCUGUUCGGCGAGGGGCAGAGUAGCUGGGAGUGGCAGCACGCGGCGUGGCUGGGCACAGAUGGCGCGCUACUGCUGGCCGCCGACAGCGAGGUGCUGGCACGACCCGGCCCUCCCGCGCGCCGUUCGCCCAUUCUGCGCCUCACCACCGACGCUUACACCGGCAGCGUCUACAAUGGUGUCUCAGACUGGCUCUAUCAAGAGGAGGUGACAAAAACAGCAUCUGCUACCUGGGGAUCGUCAGACGGCACGCUGGUCAUGUACGUGCAGUACAACGAUACGAUGGUGCCGGAGCUGCAGUUCCCAAGGAUAUCGGAGGGCAUCGGCGGCGCCGGCGCUACCAGGUCCGGCUUCCUCUUGCCUGCUCUCAAUAACAGCAUACACGCAGUCUUCCCCGACCACAUGACGGUUAGAUAUCCCACGCCCGGUAGCUCAAUACCAAAAGUUAAGUUAUGGAUAGUUGCAGUACAAAAUACAACGUCGCCACCAAGAUGGGAAGUUAAGCCUCCAAGUACUUUAGAUGGAAUUGAAUAUUAUCUCAUAUCAGCUCAGUGGGUGGGCAAAGAUAAUUCUCACGUGGGUGUAGUGUGGAUGAGCCGCGCACAGAACCUAACAGUGUACAGUAGUUGUUACGCUCCUAAUUGGACGUGUACUGAGACACAUUCAGAAAAAGCAACGGAUGAACCGUGGCUAGAAGUUCAUCAGAAACCAGUCUACUCAGAAGAUGGUAGUGCCUUUUUACUAUUAGCAGCCGUUCAAGAAGGCGGGGGCCAAUAUUACACGCAUAUCAAACAUAUUGACGUUCUGCGUCAGAGGAUAGCAGUACUUUCACACGGAAAAGUGGAAGUCGCCGAAAUACUUGCGUGGGACCAGAUUAACAACCUGGUUUAUUAUUUAGGUAGUGCUGAUAGGCCUGGGCAGCGUCAGGUGUACGUUGUGCGCGAUCCGGGGUAUGGCGUGGGCAGCAAUUCGGUGAAGGCACGAGCGGAGCGUGAGGAGCCGCGCUGUCUCACGUGCGAGCUGGCCGUGUGGCCCGCACGCCUCCACUACGCUAACUGCUCCUUUUGGAGAGCUACUUUCUCGCCCCCGAAACCUAAAAUUGGCAUCACACAUUACGUCUUAGAGUGUGGUGGUCCAGGUCCGCCGCUGGCAGGCUUACAUAACGCUAAAACUCAUAAGUUAGAAAGAAUAUUAUAUGAUACGAGGCCUUAUAGAUCCGUACGUCUAAGAGAGCUAGCUCUGCCGACGCGGCGGUCCUUCGAUGUGCAGCUUAGUAGUGGCUCAAAAGCCAGAGUGCAACUUCUGUUGCCGCCUUCUUGGCGAGAGGAACUCCGCGAUGCUGCAUUUCCUGUUCUCGUCCAUGUUGACGGUAGACCCGGAAGCCAGCAGGUGACAGACGAGUUCCUGGUGGACUGGGGAUCAUACAUGUCGUCCCGCAACGACGUGGUGUACGUCAAGCUGGACGUCGCAGGCGCCAGAGGACUGCCACGAGCACUGCUGCGUGGCCGCCUCGGAGGGGUCGAAGUUGCUGACCAGUUGGCUGUAAUUAGGUACCUAUUAGAAACAUUUAAAUUUUUGGACGUGACGCGCGUGGCAGUGUGGGGUUGGGGCUACGGCGGCUACGUGACGGCCAUGCUGCUCGGCUCGCAACAAGCCACCCUCAAGUGCGGCAUAGCUGUCUCACCCAUCACCGACUGGCUUUACUAUAAUGCGGCUUUCACGGAGCGCAUCCUAGGUCAGCCGUCAGUUAACUACAAAGGGUACGUGGAGGCGGAUGCGUCGCAGCGCGCGCACCAUGUGCCUGCGCACGCGCUCUACCUCGUGCACGGCAUGGCCGACAUGAGCGCCCCCUACCCACACGCGCUGCAACUUGCGCGAGCGCUCACUGACGCUGGCGUACUCUUUAGAUACCAGGCAUACGCUGAUGAAGGGCACGACCUAAAAGGCGUCAUCGAGCACGUGUACCGUUCAAUGGAAGAUUUCCUUCGGGAGUGUUUAUCUCUCGACCCCGAAGACACAAAGUUGCCUCCGCCGGACAGAUAAAAAUGAAAUUUUCUCCCCGACCUUAACCGGGAGGGGCGCACUGUACCCGGAGUUAUCAGAGUUAUUCAUUGUUAUCAUAUUUAUAUGUAAAUAUGUAUAUAGGAUAUAGUGCUUUAAUUAAAUGUGUUCCAAUUCAUUUUAAACUCGAUUUCGUGGUUGAUUUUGGUGUAUUAAAAUUAAACAUAGUUCGAACAAUGUGUAAAAAGCCUAAUUGUGAUUAGUUAUAGAAAAUCUUAUGAUGUUAUUGAAUUUUAUUUUUUAAUAUUUAAGCACCGGUUAAAAUUAUUGGAGAUUUUAUCUUCCUCGAUGACAUAGAAUAAGAUUAUUUGAAAAUGAUGUUAGUGUUGCAUUUUUAUUGUAUCUUUGUUAAUUUAGUUCAUCGUACUUUGCUUAGCAUCCUUCGCCUUGACUUCACUAUCGCAUCUUUAUCUGGUCUUUUAAUGAGACUUAAUAAGAAAUAAUUGGAUAAAAAUUUUGUGUAUUGAAUUAAAAAAAUAGCAAAAUUUCUCCAAAACUUAGUCAAAUUAGUAAAAUAUAUAAAUGUUUGAAUAUAAUAACGUGUUAAUAUACACAUUGUUAUCACUUUAAAUAAUAGAAUUUCGAGCUUUUUCUCUUAAGCUUUUACUAAUACCCUUUUUUCUACUGCCACUUUUUACAUGUAAAAGCUAAUUCAGAUUUUCUAUGUAUAACUCUAUGAAAGGUUUCACGGGACUGUAAUUAGAAAGCAUUUCCAAUAUUCCUCCUUAACUCUAACAUCAAAACAAACUUAAAAAUUUAUAGUCGGUUUACAUCAAUAAUUAAAACUAGAUUGUGUGAUUACGCAAAGAGCUUACCACUUAGAGAAUCUAACUAGGCACUUUCAGACUAGAUUUUAAUUUAUUAUUUACAGAUUUUCUUCUAAGUAAUCAAUUAAAAACGUUAAAACUUUUAGUAAAUGAUGACACUCGCCCAUUGAAUCUACGAAUAGUCCGGAACUAGUCCGCAUCUGGCAGUCACUUGAGUUAAACUGGUUUUUAUUAAUUACAUAGCAUUGUCAUACAAAUUUAAUUUUGAACCAAUGUUUGUACUUUUUAUUAUAGCGCUGUUUAUCUCAUCUGAUGUACAUAUAGUGUCCGCAUACUGACUAUCAAGAGACCCAUUCGAAAGUAUUAUAGCUAAUUGUAACGUUUAGAUAUGAAGUGUCCUUGAUCAUCCCUUAGCUGCUUAUGCUACCAUCUACAUUCAUUUUAUAUAACGUCAAUAAAAUAAUUAUUUAUUCUAAUUAACUG
This is a messenger RNA of Papilio polytes (common Mormon), 3869 nucleotides long. RefSeq names its product inactive dipeptidyl peptidase 10. NCBI's taxonomy places the organism in Eukaryota, Metazoa, Arthropoda, Insecta, Lepidoptera, Papilionidae. Gene Ontology annotation, biological process: proteolysis. Bases 1 to 2601 code for a protein of 866 amino acids. The record is from RefSeq and is a predicted model, not a curated record. Gene Ontology annotation, molecular function: serine-type peptidase activity; dipeptidyl-peptidase activity. The transcript is spliced from 16 exons.